AUGGUGAAGCUGUUCAUUGGAAAUCUUCCCCGGGAGGCUACAGAGCAAGAGAUCCGCUCACUCUUCCAGCAGUAUGGGAAGGUGCUGGAAUGUGACAUCAUUAAGAACUAUGGCUUUGUGCACAUAGAGGACAAGACAGCUGCUGAGGAUGCCAUACGCAACCUGCACCGUUACAAGCUGCACGGAGUGAACAUCAAUGUGGAAGCCAGCAAGAAUAAGAGCAAAGCUUCAACCAAGUUACAUGUGGGCAACAUCAGUCCCACUUGUACCAACCAAGAGCUUCGGGCCAAGUUUGAGGAGUAUGGCCCAGUCAUUGAAUGUGACAUCGUGAAAGAUUAUGCCUUUGUACACAUGGAGCGGGCAGAGGAUGCAGUGGAGGCCAUCAGGGGCCUUGACAACACAGAGUUUCAAGGCAAACGAAUGCACGUGCAGUUGUCCACCAGCCGACUUAGGACUGCGCCCGGGAUGGGAGACCAGAGCGGCUGCUAUCGGUGCGGGAAAGAGGGGCACUGGUCCAAAGAGUGUCCAAUAGAUCGUUCGGGCCGCGUGGCAGACUUGACUGAGCAAUAUAAUGAGCAAUAUGGAGCAGUGCGUACGCCUUACACCAUGAGUUAUGGGGAUUCAUUGUAUUACAACAACACGUACGGAGCGCUCGAUGCCUACUACAAGCGCUGCCGUGCUGCCCGCUCCUAUGAGGCAGUGCAGCUGCAGCUGCGUCUGCAUAUAACUAUGCAGAGCAGACUCUGUCCCAGCUGCCACAAGUCCAGAACACAGCCAUGGCCAGUCACCUCACCUCCACCUCUCUCGAUCCCUACAAUAGACAUCUGUUGCCACCUUCAGGAGCUGCUGCUGCAGCAGCGGCUGCUGCUUGUACUGCAGCUUCUACUUCAUAUUACGGGCGGGAUCGGAGCCCCCUGCGUUGCGCUACAGGCCCAGUCCCCACUGUUGGAGAGGGCUACGGUUACGGGCAUGACAGUGAGUUAUCCCAAGCUUCAGCAGCCAUGCGGAAUUCCCUGUACGACAUGGCCCGGUAUGAGCGGGAGCAGUAUGCGGAUCGGGCGCGGUACUCAGCCUUUUAAAGUUUGAGGUGGGAUGUGUGUGGGCUGAAAUUCCGAGCUGCGGUUGUGCAUGAGAAUACACCCUUCGUGGUACCCCAUCUCCGGGACGUUCUCGGCUCUGUGCAUUCAGUCCCUCAGG
Myodes glareolus (Bank vole) is the source of this 1197-nucleotide messenger RNA. Its product is annotated as RNA-binding protein 4. Gene Ontology annotation, cellular component: nucleus. Lineage: Eukaryota; Metazoa; Chordata; Mammalia; Rodentia; Cricetidae. The record is from RefSeq and is a predicted model, not a curated record. Gene Ontology annotation, molecular function: mRNA binding; zinc ion binding.